Messenger RNA from Strongyloides ratti, 990 nucleotides. Its product is annotated as Isochorismatase-like domain and EF-hand domain and EF-hand domain pair-containing protein. The record is from RefSeq and is a predicted model, not a curated record. NCBI's taxonomy places the organism in Eukaryota, Metazoa, Nematoda, Chromadorea, Rhabditida, Strongyloididae. The transcript has 3 exons. The coding region runs from base 1 to 990 and encodes 329 amino acids. Gene Ontology annotation, molecular function: calcium ion binding.
AUGAAAAUUACUUUUUUUAAUGACAGUGUUGAGUUAAAUGAGUUUACUGAAGUUAUAAAGAAUAUUAUUCUUGAUUCUGAUUCUGUUUCUGAAACUGCUAUUCAUAAUUUGUUUGAUUUUUUUGAUAAAGAUAAAGAUGGUGUUUUAAGUUUUGAGGAAUCUGAAACAUUCAAUAAAACAAUUUUUAGUCGUAUUAAUAACCUUAAGUCUGCUCUUAUAAUUGUUGAUUUUCAAAAUGAUUUUGUUUGUGGUAGUUUAGCAAUAAAAAAUGGUAAAGCUAAUCAGGAUCCGAUGGAUGCACUACCAACAAUCAAUAAAAUGAUAACAACUUUUCCAUUUAAACAAAUUGUUUAUACUCAAGAUUGGCACCCAAGCAAUCAUAUAUCAUUUUAUGAACAUUGUCGAAAUAGUGACAGAGAAUUACGCAAAGAAGAUAAAGUUAGAAAAUUAAAACCAUUUGAUACGGUAAAAUUUAAUAAACCAUCUAAAAUUUGUCAAGUUUUAUAUCCUUCACAUUGUGUUCAAAAUUCAUGGGGUGCUGAAAUAAGUCCACAUAUUAAAAUUUCUAAAAAAGGAAAAAUUAUCAAAAAAGGAACUAACGUAUAUAUUGAUUCAUAUUCAGCAUUUGGUACUUGUUCUGAAAAUGGUAAAAGUGAAUUAGAAGAUUAUUUACGCAGUGAAGAUAUUGAUGUUAUUUUUGUUUGUGGAUUAGCAUAUGAAAUUUGUGUAGCAGCAACAGCAAAAGAUUCGCUUAAAUUGGGAUUUUUAACUGGACUUGUUAGUGAUUGUAGUAAAGGAUUAACAAAUGAUGGUAUAAAUAAUGUUAAUGAACAACUAUUAUCACUUAAUGCUGUAAUUGUUAAUUCAGAUUUUGUUGAAAAAUUUGUUAAUAAAACAUUUACAAAAUUUCCUUGGCAAUGGAUUUUAACACUUGUCAAUCAAAACCAUUCCAUGGAAGGAUGGAAUGAAGAAAUAAUAAAUUUAAAAUAA